CCUUUUCAGAACAUUCCAAGAACGUUCUCUAGAGGUCGGAGCCUUCAGGGAACCUUUAUGGAACGUUUCCUGAACUUUCCAUGUUUGCUGGGGAGUUUCCUCACAGCGCAACAAUUACAGGAUAUGCAGUGUCUCCCUCAUGGUCUGCCCUGCUCCGCUGCCAGUACAGCAACCACAUAUUGUUCAAAGUAAUUUUUGUCUGUGUAAUGUUUAUCGUUCAAUUUUCUAAGCACAGACGGAUAUUUGGAGUUCAAAUAUCCAAAGUUGGCAUUAUGAAAUUACUGCUCCUGGACUCAAUUCAAUAUUGUAGUGAUUCUCUCUCCAGUUCCCGAUGAGGAUUAGUAAGACACCGAAUCAGCCUACGAAAAUUACCAAAAGUCCAAAAUAAUCCUAAAAAUAUUCAAAUGUAAAACAACUUAUAACGAAUUAUCAGAACUACAUAACUAUCAGAAACAGAUAUUAAACAUUUCACUUAGCUUGUUCAAAUGUGUUUUUAUUAGGGCUGGUACUUUAAUGUGUUAAUUUUUUAAAUGCGUUAUUAUUUCUGUAAUUAAUCAAAAUUAAUGCAUUUUACUUGCACUAUUCUGUCCUUGCUAAUGUGAUUGUGCAGUUUUUAGCUUGGCAGACAGCUAACAGGCUCCUCCAAUAAACAUCUGGGAAGCAAACCUUGCAGUUUGAGACGUUUACUAAAAGAGGUACUCUGAAACUGAACACAUAAUAGGCCUACAUAUUUUACAACAUAAGAACAUAAGAACUAUACAAACGAGAGGAGGCCAUUCGGCCCAUCAACUCAAACAAUACACAAUAAAUACUUUGCACUUACAAAUGGUUAAAUUAACUAGCGACUAGCGGAAUGCUAAUUGUUUAUAUUAGCUUUUUCACAGCUUGCGAACCGCUUAACAGCUUAUCAGGUAAGUAUUUAAGGUAAGUAAUUAUACCAUUUUAGAUGGUUGACGACACUUUAUCUUGAACUGUUGGUCAACUGUUACGCUGGUCAGACAAAGCGUAUAUGUAAUACUCGUAUUGCAAGACCUCACUCGUUUAUCAAGUUAAAAUUAAUUUAGCAUUUUUACUCGUCUUGCAAAACACUCGCAAAUCAAGUUACUUGCAAUAUGAGGUUUGACUGUAACUGUUUUAUGUUUCAUUGUUUUGUUACUAUUUAACAUUUGUGUAUGUGCGACUUCAAGGAAACACUAUUACUUUAUUAAGGAUUAAAAAACAGUCCAGCACUGUGUGGAAACACAGCACUUUAUAUGUGCACUUAUAAUCACUUUACCAGGGUCAGGUCACUAGCAACCGGCACUUUUUUGGAUAAUAAAUAACUGUAGAACAUUUUGUCUUAAAUCUAUGGUAAAUUGUUUCUGAUGAAGGGUGAUUGUGAUACCAAUACUUGUGAUAAUCUGGAAACAACCAGCCAGCAAAUAAGUUCUAUCUCAGACUUGUGAAAUGUGAAAUGCUGUUUAGUAGUGAUGGCCAAAACAGUGCUUCAUGAAUCAUUUUCAGUAUUUUUCAAUUUAAAUUAUAUUUCCACAGCUAGUUCUGGCAAUAGUAGUGGUCAUGAAAAAUAAUUACCCUGUACCAUGCAUUGAUCACUAACUGCUAUUCUGCUUCAGCUAACAGCAUUGUAAGGAAUUGUGGUUUUGAUACACACUUCAGAUAAGUAAUGAUAUCUCAGCAACAACUUUGCAUUUUCAAUAGUAUGGCAAGUACAGGUGUCUGCAAUGAUAUUAAUGAAGCUUCCAUUAAAUUUCAUUCUAGCAUAUUUGUAACCUUAAUUAAUGUUAUUACUUACACCUGUGCUUGUUAUACUAUUUCAUUAAAAAGGCCCGUUAGUGAUAUGAAACCAUGUGACGCUACAUUUACAUCAAGAUAUCUCAACAACACCUUAAAAACCAAAGACCAAAUUUUCUGGAGAUGUUCAUGACAUUAUGAUCUAGCUUUAGUAAAAAAUUGAGCAAUUUUGAUCUGUAGGUGUUUUUGUUAUUGAAUAUUUAAUAUUUUAAUUGGUUAUUACAUAGUAAUUAUUCAUAUGGGCAUAGCAUGUUAUUUAUUCAGUCUAUAGAACUGGACAAUAGCUUUAAAACAUCUGUGUCUGAAUGUGAAUUUUGUUUCUCUGCCAAAGAAGAUACAUUAUUUGAAAUAUGAAUAUCAGUACUUAGUUAUUAAAUGCCAUCUAACAAGACCCAUAGGGCCUUGACAACCUGCAUAGAUAAGUAGGUAUGUCUUAAUGUUGAAAAGCUUGAGAACCAUGGCCUAUAAAAGAGACUGCCAUAUGUGUCUGCAGUAGCUUGUAUUUGCUCUAAAGCUGUUGAAGCUUUGCUCACAGUACUGGUAUGUUUACUUUUCUUUUAUUUCUUUCUUGCAUCAUGUUAGUCUUGCUGUUGUGCUUGGUGCAGCAAUUAAGGAAUUGGGCUUAUAACCUAGAGGUGUGGGCUUGAACCCCAUCACACCUGCUAUCUUUAGCCUCUGUGACAUUUUGUACAUGGCCACUGUGUUGAACUUUGUCAAUGCUAGGUGCUGUAGGUAAAAACAUCUGGGCAGUUGAUUAGCAACUGUGAACUCAAGGGGAAAAUCUGGUGGAUAAUGAUAUUGUCCUGGCUCGUUGUUUGGUUCUCUUAAGGUAAUUUAAACAGGCUUGUGCAAAGACUGCCACUUCCACUUGGCCUCAAAACCAGUAAUGCUCAGUAUUUCACAACAUUUUUCCACAGAUCAAAAAUCUGCAAUUGUUGUUAUUUUCAGUAUAUUUGCAGAUAUCUGUGAUGAAUCCCUUGCGUGGAACGUUUGACAAGAACAAAGAGAAAAUGCCGGAAAGUUUUUAGAGAUUCACAGUUAUGGGCGUCUUUGGGGCCAUCAUUUUGGCAGGUUUCUGGUCAUGUUACAGCUCUCUAUUAUUCACACCCAUUUGCUGUAACUGUUGUGUUUUACACCAGGGGCCCCGCUGACUGCUGGAUGUCUGUCUGAUGGGGACUACUUUUCUUCUACUGUUGAGCCUUUCAGUGCAUAGCUGGGGUGUAAAACUUUGGGUGCAAUGCUAUUCGAUUCAGGGCUGAUUGCCGAAAGCAGGGCAGCCCCAGCUCAUGCACCCCCACACCUAAAGAAGCCCCAUGGCUGUGGCAUGCUACACAGCCUCUUCUGCUGCUUCUGCCACACCCCCACAGAGCAACCCCCCUCCAACAACAACACUCCCCUCCCAGUAGAGGAAAAUGGCACUGCAGUAAAGUGCACCUGGGUGUGCUUGUCCUGCCCUCUUCCUGCCCAUCGUUGCCAGAGCCUGCCGGUCAGCUGAGGGCGGAUCCUUCAGUCUCUUUUUCUGAGUCCGGCCUGCUGGGCGGGUGGUUCUCAUGACAGACAGGAGGCCCUCUCCCUGCUCCGCGGGGCUUGACUUCAGCUUACUUCAGCUCUUUAUAGUGACUUGAUAUUCCUGGGGCUGUUUGUCACGUCUCUGAAGCCCCAAAAUAAGCCGCCGUGUGUCGCUCCUGGGGGGGACCGGGUUCACAGCUCAGUGUGGAAGUGACCCUCCAGCCAUGUCUGUGUGCGCUCUGCUGCCACCAGUGCCACGAGCCAGCCGGCAACCGGCCGCGACCCCGGGGCCCUCUGAAAGCUGCCUGGACUGCUCCAAGGACAUUGAACGUUGUGAGUUUUCUGGACCUUCUGAACAAAGUGACCAUUAUGAAUGCUGUGCUGAACAUGGUGAAAAUCACGGGUGCUGUAAGGCUUAUGCUGAACACACUGUACACAGCACUGAAUCUCAGUGCUGUACUGAACACUGUGAGACGUGUGAAGAACACAGUUCCUGUGAACACAGUGACGUCUCUCAAUGUUCUGUGGAAUGCUGUGUGUGUCCUGAGCACCACAGACCCGAAGACAGUGAUCUCUCUGAGUGCUCUGCAGAGUACUUUGAGUGCACAGAAGACCCCAGAGCUGAACAAAAUUAUAUCUCUGAAUGCUCUGUGCAUCCUGAAGAUCGGAGACCUUCAAAAGACAGUGACUUUUCUGAGUGCUCUGUAGAGUACUUUGAAUGCCCAGAAGACCAGAGACCUCUCCUCCCUAAAUGCUGUAAUGACCACUGUGAGGCUUCUGUCUCUCUGGAGGUUCCUGGACAAAAUGGAUCCAGUGAUGUUUGUCAGGUUUCUGUAGGAGUUGAUCUUUGUGAAUGUUGCAAUGCAUGCUAUGGGAAUGUUUCUGCGUUGUGUCAGGCUUCUGAAGCCGUUGAGGGAUCUGAAUCCUCCUCGUCUCCCGUGUGCUUGCAGGGUCCUGAAGAAUUUGACUCCGGUGAUUGCUCUGUGACAGAUUGUGCAGUCUGUAAUUACUUCAGAUUUUCUUUACAGAAUUUGCAUUUGAAGAACUGUACUGAGACCCCUGGGCAGAAUUGCAGUUCUUCUGACUGCUGUCCUGAAAGCUACCCAAAUGAGGACACACCACUAAGAAGCUCAGAACUUCAUACAUUAAGUAAGGAACAUGAUCUCCCUGAACAGCACUAUGAAUGCUGUGCCAUUUCUGAAGGGAAGGACUCUUUGGAACAAGGUCAGAUUAAAUACUUUAAUGAAGGUUGUGAGAUGUAUAACCAUAUGCAGACUUCUGAAGAAAGCAGGUUUUCUGAACACUGUGGUUCUGUGUCUUGGCAAAAUUUUGGGUCACUCCAGCAGCCGGAAGAUCCAUGUGAGCUUUGUGUUGAAUGCGUGGCACUACAGGAAAGUGUGCCUACACAGCCAAGUUCAUUCUCUGAGCUCCUGGAAAACAAGGAACCUGAGCAAGGCUUCUUUACUGGACCUAGUGAGUUAUUAGAAGAUGCUCAGCUCACUGCAGACCAUGUGAUCUGUUACUUGUCGAAGCGGUCUGAAUGCAGUCAAGGUGAAUGUUGCCAUAUCCUGCAACAAAAAGAGCUUUAUGUGCAAGAUCCUGAAUGCUGUGAAACCGCAGAACAAAGUGAUCUUCCUGAGUACCAGGAGACCUGUGAAAAAAAUUAUCUUUCUGAACAAUGCGGCACCUAUCCACCUAUUUCUGAACAAUGUGGGACCUACGAACAAAGUGAUCUUUCUGAGCACUGGGACACCUAUGAACAAAGUGAUCUUUCUGAGCACUGGGACACCUAUGAACAAAGUGAUCUUUCUGAGCACUGGGACACCUAUGAACAAAGUGAUCUUUCUGAGCACUGGGAGACCUACGAACAAAGUGAUAUUUCUGAACAAUGUGAGAUCUACGAGCAAAGCAAUAUUUCUGAACAAUGUGAGACCUAUGAUCAAAGUAAUAUUUCUGAACAAUGUGAGACCUUUGGACAUGAUGAACCAUCUAAUCAAAUUGUCAGUCCUGUACACAGUGUUGGACAAUGUGUGAAAAACACAAUAUGUCUCUCUGGUCAUGCUGAUGAACAGUGUGCAUUGUAUGAGUGCAUUGAGCCUUUGGGACAAAUUAAACCCCGUGACACUCAAAACAAUAAGACUCCUGAAGAUAUGAAUUCCUCACUCAAGUCCUGUCUCUCUGAAGACUGUCUGCAUUUUACACAAAGUGCAACUCCUGAGCUCUUCACAGAAAUGCAGAGUCUUGUGAAGAACAUCACUCAGCAGAACGUGGACAAGUUUGAUGAAAACUGUGUACCUCUUGGUACCUCUAAAGCAUCUGAUGGUUUUGAAUAUGGGGGGUAUUCUGAUAAAAAUAAAGUGGUAAAUGACUGCAGUGCAUCUGAACAGAGGGACCCAUCUCAGCACCAUGAGGUCCAUGAACACUAUACAUUUUCUGAGCUCAGAGACCACAGUGAUGUUCAAGAGAACUCUGUUGAUUCAUGCAUCUGUUUUGAGCAGCUGGAACCCAGUGAAUCAUGGGAGAACAUUGAAGAAUAUGAGCCAUCCAGGCAUGAGGAACACCUCACAAUUUCAGUUCUCACUGAGAUAAUUGAAACAGAGGAACCAGUGGAACACAGCAUUGAGUCAGAGGAAGCAACAGGAUACAGCCUUGAACCAGAGGUACUAACAAAACAUAGCCUUGAGGGAGGGGAACUAGCAGAGCACUGCUCUGAACCUGGAAUUCUAGUGGAACACAGCUGUGAAUCAGAGGAACUAGUAGCAUACUACCCUAAGCCAGUGGAACUUGCAGAAUGUAGCUCAGAAUCCGAGAAUUUGGCUGAACACAAUAGUGAACCAGGGGAAUCAACAGAACAUAGCCUUGAGCCAGUGAAACUAGGUAAAUGCAGCUCUGAACCAAGGGAUCAGGCAGAAGGCAGCCCUGAAUCUGGAGAACACAGCUGGGAAGCAGAGGAAGCCGCUGUACACAGCCCUGAGCCAGGGGAACUAGUAAAACAUAACUCUGAACCUAAGGAACAGGCAGAACACAACCUUGAAUCAGAUGAAUUAGCAGAACACAGCUCUAAACCCAGGGAACCAGUGGAAUGCAGCCUUGAGUCAGGGGAAAUUGAGAAAUGCUGCACUAACUCCAGGAAACCAGUGGUACAGAGCUGUGAAUCAGGGGAACUGAUUGAACAUAGCUCUGAAUCCACGGAACAGGCAGAACACCACCCUGAGCCAGAGGAACCAUCACAACAUGGCGUUAAACCAGCGGAACAGCUUGAGCCAAAGGAAAUGACAGAACACAGUCCUAAACUCGGGGAAUCUGUGGUUCUGAGCUGUGAAUCAGGGGAACUGGUAGAACAUGGCUCUGAACCGAAGGAACUGGCAGAACAAAACUCUGAGCCAGGGGAAUCAGCAGAACAUAGACUUGAACCAGCAGAACAAAGGUCUGAGCAGAGGAGAGUUCCUGGAUACAAUACUGAACUAAGCGAGCUCUCUGAUUUCAGUGCUGAGAAAAGGGAAUGGCCCAGCUCUGAACAAUGGGAACCAUCCAAUUUAAGAACAAAACCGGAGGAACCAGUUGAACGGGGAACUAAUGAAAGUGAACUAGUUAUACACAGUUUUGAACAAAGUGAACUCUCUUAUUGCGGUGUCAAGGAAAAUGAGGCACCUAAAUCCAGCUUUGAACAAAGCAUACUGCAUGACCACAGCCUUGACAACAGCCCUGAACAAAGGGUACCUCUUGGACCCAGUAUUGGAUUGUGUGAAUCUCUGAAACCAAACGAGCAUUGUGAACCCUAUGAAAUAAGCAAGAUGCCUAUACACUUGUGUGAACGCAGGAAAUCUUCUGAAGAAGCUGAAUAUUACGAACAGUUGAAGGUUUCUGAAAACACUGAACCUAGUGACCACGGUGAAUGUGCUGAAAAGAGUGAACUUGAAUGCAGUGACAAUGGUGACUUUGGACACCUGAAUAUCAUUUAUCAGAGUUCACACUCUGAAGAACUUCAUGAUGAGGCUGAAGUGUAUGAUGACGGUGAUGUCCCUGAGGACUGUGACUGUCACUACUGCACUGACUUUGAGGAACAGGUCCCAACAAAGACCCUGUUGCCUCAGAUAGAGUCCACAGAUGAGGGCAAGAUCUGUGUGGUCAUUGAUCUGGAUGAAACACUAGUUCACAGUUCCUUCAAGCCUGUGAACAAUGCUGAUUUUAUCAUUCCAGUGGAAAUAGAUGGCACCGUCCAUCAGGUAUAUGUGUUGAAACGCCCCCAUGUGGAUGAGUUUCUUAAGCGGAUGGGAGAGUUAUUUGAAUGUGUGUUAUUCACAGCCAGUUUGGCCAAGUACGCUGAUCCUGUAUCCGACUUGCUGGACAAGUGGGGGGCCUUCCGCACCCGGCUCUUCCGGGAGUCUUGUGUCUUUCAUCGUGGGAACUACGUUAAGGACCUGAGCUGUCUGGGUCGGGAACUCGGCAAGGUCAUCAUUGUGGACAACUCCCCAGCAUCCUACAUCUUUCACCCAGACAACGCUGUCCCCGUUGCUUCCUGGUUUGACGACAUGUCCGACACAGAGCUUCUUGAUCUGAUCCCAUUCUUUGAGAGACUCAGUAAGGUUCAAGAUGUGUACACUGUCCUCAAGCAGCAGAGGAAGACAAGCUAGCAUAGUUUGGGAAGGGGGGUCCCCCACCCUCUUGAACAGCACCAUCCCAGAAUUCCAUUUAUGGGAAAUGUGGGAGAGAAGCAGAAAAAAGGCUGGUGGCAACCUGCUCUUCUAAGGACUCUCAGGGCUGUGAAGAACCUACAAGCAGAACCAUGAAUCCUUACCGAUUCCAUGCAGAAUGAUGCAGAGAGGAAGUUUCUCCAGCUUGAUGCUUUUUGGCCUGUUCUGCAGAUUCAACUAAAAUGUCACCUGUUUUACGGUGAGAUGCGUGUGACUGAACUCUGGCGUCACAGUGUUCAAAAUGAAACUGAACUGUUUUGCUUUAAAAUGCUUUUUGUAGGAAAGUUAAACCUGAUCUGAGGGACAGAACAUUUUAACACACAUUCUUUGUGUUCUGAUGCAUUAAUCUCACUUGGACAGCCUGAUUGGAAGUCACCUGAGUCUUUAUUAUACUUCUUGCUUUUGAUUUUGUAUGUAUUUUUAAGAAAGAAAAACACCUUUUUCCCACUUUGAAGAGGGAGCACUGGAAGGUCCCAUUUGUUUCAGCUCCAGCCUUUGAUAGACUGGAUUAACUCCCUUCAGCUAAUGGGCCUUGCACUUCUAUCUUAGGUUCUGUCUUGUACUGUAUUUACAGAUACAUUGGUACCAGUCUGUAUGGCGAGAAUUUAUUUUUUAUACAUUUCAGGACAAAAGCGAGACAAGUCAGUUUGUUGUAUCUGUUAAAGUGGAUGUAUGUAUAUAUUUUUAUUCUGCAUUACAAUGUUGGUGAAGCGCACACUAUCUUUCUCUGUACGUUAUGCUCUGAGUACUUUCUCUUCUAUGGUAAAAAGGUCCUGCUUGGUGUAACCAGCUCAGUGCUCAGUCCCUCUGCACACUGUCUUUCUAUAGGCUUUUUUUUUUUUUUUUUUAGGAAAAAUGCAUGUUAACUGUUCUGCAUAUUAUAUGAGUAAAAUUCUAGGCAUUUGCCAUUCUGUUCUGUUAUGACUAAGGUAGUAGUAGUAUACCUGGAUAAUAGUAUUUCUUUUUGAGAGCUUGUAUUCAGUUAAAACAUGGGGUCACAUUUGACCACUGUACAAAUUCAGCAUUUUAAUUUCAAAGUGUUUUCCGCUAGGGUCAAGCCACUGUUGUACUGAGGCUAACGCCAGUGCUGUGUGACUCUGUGCAGGGGCAUUAUAGUAUUUUGGGACAUCUCCUGGAUUUCAGGGUUAAUCACCACUAUACUUUGUCAUAUUUGCAUUUAAACAGCUAGGACAAGAUGUGCACUUUGAUCUCUAAAUACUUAACCAUAUUUUAUAUAAUUGCAAAAAAAUAUUAUAUAGAACAUUUCCUGUUUUUUAUUAUUAUUUUGAGCUUGUGGGAAAAUGGUUUUAGUCUGUUAAAUGAAACUGGCAUCUGCUGCUGUCAAUGGAAACUGCUGUACAGCCACAGGACUGUACGAGAUGCUCUUUUGUCUGUAAUUAACCUAUAAAGGGUGAUUUGCAGUAAACAAGAGUAAAAAAAACACAUUUGGAAAUAACUAGUCACUGUAACUGUGUUGGUAAUUCUGAGUACAAGGUCAAGUGUUCAGCAGGAAUUUAAUUUUUAUUUUAUUUUAAACCACAUCUUAGGUCUGUUAGUCGUGCAACUCUCUGUCAACCUGCAAUUAACUUUGAGGUCAGUUGUCAUUUAUUUCUGUACCUUGUGAUUGUGGCUUCUAACACAAUGGAAGAAGCAGAUUUUAUUCCCUCUCUCCCUGUAGAGAAUGUAUCCGUAGAGUGUAUCUUCUUAACUUUCCUGCUCUGUGUCUUGUACUUUAAUUCCAAUACAUGCAAGUAUUUGUGGUCCUUGCACAUGGAAUUCAAAGAAACUAAAAUUGGCAUUAAUAUACAGGAGUUUCUGAAUGAUUUGGGAACACAGUACAAUUAACAGUAAUUGUAAUCCAGCUGUGAACAAUUAUAUAUGCAGUAUGUAAUGCAUUUUGUGUGGAAAAAUUAAAUACAAAUUAUUCCAAAUAUAA
This is a messenger RNA of Brienomyrus brachyistius, 9930 nucleotides long. RefSeq names its product carboxy-terminal domain RNA polymerase II polypeptide A small phosphatase 1-like. Lineage: Eukaryota; Metazoa; Chordata; Actinopteri; Osteoglossiformes; Mormyridae. The transcript has 9 exons. Bases 3525 to 7934 code for a protein of 1469 amino acids. The record is from RefSeq and is a predicted model, not a curated record. Gene Ontology annotation, molecular function: RNA polymerase II CTD heptapeptide repeat phosphatase activity.